Molecule: messenger RNA, 1446 nt
Organism: Cucurbitaria berberidis CBS 394.84
Lineage: Eukaryota; Fungi; Ascomycota; Dothideomycetes; Pleosporales; Cucurbitariaceae
Exons: 3
Coding region: 1-1446 (481 amino acids)
Source: RefSeq, a predicted model, not a curated record
AUGCCCAAUCCAAGGCGCCGCGGAGUGUAUGAUGGAGUGGAAUACGUUGUUGUCAAAAGAGACGGUGUGAGGAAGGCGGGUCCAUUUGACGGCAUCGAGCUGGAGAAGCCUACAGCAACCGUGGACCGAAUCCACCGACGACGCUCCUUCACCCGACGACAGCAACCUUCCCCUACAGACACAGACGAUGAAAGCGAUGAUGAGGACGAUCAUGCUUCGACGACUCCAACGAUACGCACGACCCCGACGCUCACGAUUCCAACGGGAACCCCUGCUCUUUUGGUCACUAUGACUGUGGCCGGGCCCCAAGCUACUAUAGCUUUAGCGCCACAAAGACCACCAUCCAGUGAUCGCGAGGGAGGAAUCUCUCGAACAACCGAGCACUUGCUCAUAGCUGCUGGCUCAAUUGGUGCGACUAUCGUCAUUGUUAUGAUUAUACUGGCCAUCUAUACAAUGCGAAAGCGUGGUCUCUCAACCAGGGAUGUUGUGCAGCGGGCCAAGAACCGAAUGAACCGUGGUCCUCCACCUCCACCCAAAUACGACAUGGACAACAAGCAAUCGUACGACGACGACUAUGCAAACGCAAAGAACAAAUCAGUGCUUCCACCUAUACCAGCUGCAAUCAAAUCCCGGUCAGGUUCACUAUCGACAAAGACACCCUUGCAAGCUCUCGGUCGAAGUGCCAGCCAACGAAAUCUUGAAAGUGGUGGUUUAGGAAAUAGGAGCUUUUACAACAGUACUCCCUCCCGGCAAGACUCGCACCGUCGCGACAUCAGCGCAACUCCUUCCUCGCCUAUACUUCCCAUCCAGAGCAUGCGACGAAGUGCUUCAACGCGCAACACGAGAUCACUAAACGGCGACGAAGAAGCCCUACAGUAUUCCGACUCGCCACAGCAGCGAGCAUUGCCACCGGCCCCCACAUUCAGACAGUUCCUUUCCAACCGGCCGUCUAUAUCCCACCGGCCCGGCCUUGGAGGAGCCAUGAUGAGCAGAUUCAGCUGGACCAAUUCCAACGCACCCCAGACGCCCCACGACCCUUCGCGCGACACGGUAGCCCAACCAAUAGGACGGGACAGCUUCAUGACACAGCGUUCGUCCGUUGGGCGCUUCCGCACCGUCGACUCGUGGGUCAAACAGCAGUCGAAUCGAGUAGAGGAGCAGCGACUCAAACAGCAGUUCCGCAUGACGCAGUCCUCCACUUCCUCGGGAGAGGGCGACGACGUCGAUCAAGUCCCAGAGAUGCCCGCCGUGCCUAAGAAGUCAAAGGACGCUCGCGCGAGCAGCCUGCCGGGAAAAGACAUCAAGCAUCAGCGACACGAUACAACGACGACGGUACAGACGGCCCCCAUCUUCAAAGCCCAUCCUGGAACGGAAGUGAGGUUCAGCGUGAGAAGUGAAGUGCCCAGUGAGGUGCUGGAUAUGGGGAGGAAGAACGCUGCGCUGUGA